UAUAAUCUUACAAAUUUUAAGUACAAAAUUAAUGGUCACCGGGCGAGACGGGGAACAUUAGCUAGGUCCUCUCAUACCCCCGAGUUUCCUAAUUCCUUCUACCGAUUCUCGCUUCUUGCUCUCUGAUUGGAUCAGUCAUGGCAGACGAGAUUGAACUGAAAACAGUCCCUGUGGAUAUUAGAUUCCCUGCAACGAAUCAGACAAGACAUUGUUUCACGCGCUAUGUUGAGUUCCAUAGGUGUGUGGCAGCCAAAGGUGAAGAUUUUAAUGAAUGUGAAAAAUUUGCCAAAUAUUAUCGGUCACUCUGUCCUGGUGAAUGGGUUGAUAAGUGGAACGAGCAGAGGGAAAAUGGAACUUUUGCUGGUCCCCUGUGAUCCCUUUCCAAGGAUUGUUUGACCUUUCACAAGUGUGGGAAGUUCAUCUUUCUCUGUUUUAUUCUGGUUUACGUUGAAUUUUUUUCAGUUAAUAAAGAACCAGUGAGGAUUUAUGGCAGUAUUGAUACUUGAAUUUUGUGCAAAAAGUCGAUUGAGAACUUGAACGAAAGCUUAGCAAAAAUUUUUUA
Carica papaya (papaya) is the source of this 562-nucleotide messenger RNA. RefSeq names its product cytochrome c oxidase subunit 6b-3. The record is from RefSeq and is a predicted model, not a curated record. Gene Ontology annotation, cellular component: respiratory chain complex IV; mitochondrion. Lineage: Eukaryota; Viridiplantae; Streptophyta; Magnoliopsida; Brassicales; Caricaceae.